Messenger RNA from Castor canadensis (American beaver), 803 nucleotides. It is a transcript of the gene Prxl2b, whose product is annotated as peroxiredoxin like 2B. Gene Ontology annotation, molecular function: prostaglandin F synthase activity. The record is from RefSeq and is a predicted model, not a curated record. Gene Ontology annotation, biological process: prostaglandin biosynthetic process. Lineage: Eukaryota; Metazoa; Chordata; Mammalia; Rodentia; Castoridae.
GAGCGAGUAGCUGGCCUGGCUGCGGCCGGGAGCCGGGAGCACGGACCGGAGGCUGCAGCCAUGAGUGCCGUGGACCUUGCCCGCGUGGGCGCGUGUGUCCUGAAGCAUGCAGUGACUGGGGAGGCGGUGGAGUUGCGGAGUCUGUGGCAGGAGCAGGCGUGCGUGGUGGCCGGGCUGCGGCGCUUUGGCUGCAUGGUGUGCCGCUGGAUCGCCAAGGACCUCAGCAGCCUCAAGGGUCUCCUGGACCAGCACGGCGUGCGCCUUGUGGGUGUUGGGCCCGAAGCUUUGGGCCUUCAGGAGUUCCUGGAUGGUGGCUACUUCUCAGGAGAUCUCUACCUGGAUGAGAGCAAGCAGUUCUACAAGGAACUGGGCUUCAAGCGAUACAACAGUUUAAGCAUCCUGCCGGCUGCCCUGGGAAAGCCUGUGCGUGACGUGGCUGCAAAGGCCAAGGCUGUUGGCAUCCAUGGGAACCUAUCUGGAGACCUGCUGCAGAGUGGAGGGCUGCUGGUAGUCAGCAAAGGUGGUGACAAAGUGCUGCUGCAUUUCGCCCAGACGUCCCCCGGUGACUAUGUCCCUCAGGAGAGCAUCCUGCAGGCCCUGGGAAUCUCUGCAGAGGUCAGCACCAGCAAGCCACCCCAGUGUGACAACGAGGUAUGUGGGAGGUGACAGCCCUGACUGCCACAGACCUGGCAGGCCUCUGCACACGCAGGGAGUUGGACUGGAAGAAUCCUUGUGGAGUUGCCAGACCAGAAUACUGGACCUUGCUAGAUUCUUGAGCAAUGGUGAACCAUUAAAGUGUAGUC